CAGAACUCUUCCAACAAAAUGAUUACCGUCUAGAAACAAUAAUGUCCGACUCAGAUGGAGAAUAUGUCGCAGACGACCUAUCUGACGAUGACAUUCGCGCACAUCAGGUCUCUCGGCAUGGUACGCGCUCGACAGGACCUGUGAGGGGACCUGCUGGCUCGAGUACGCGGGGCGGAGAUACGAAUGCGGGAACAAGCAGGAGGAGAGCUGCCUGGGAAGAUAUCCAAAGAAGUUGGGACACAGUCGUCGAAGGAGCAGAUGGCAGCAUUAAUUCUGCGGUUGAGGGGCUGAGAGAAGCUGGGAAGAGGAAACGGUUGUUACGGGAUACGACACCGCUGCAGAGAGGCAUUAUUCGGCAUUUGAUCCUUAUUCUUGAUUUAUCAUUUGCUAUGAUUGAGAAAGAUCUUCGACCUACAAGAUACCUGCUCACGAUCCGCUACGCAUCUGAAUUCGUCACCGAGUACUUCGAACAGAACCCUAUUUCCCAGCUUGGCAUAAUUGGUAUGCGAGAUGGACUUGCAGUACGGAUCAGUGACAUGAGCGGAAACCCUACAGAGCAUAUCGAGAAACUGAAGAAGCUUCGAGAUCAGCAGCCUCAAGGCAACCCAAGUUUACAGAAUGCACUGGAGAUGAGCAGAGCCGCGCUGUUCCACGCACCCUCACAUGGUACUCGAGAGAUCUUGAUCAUAUAUGGAGCUUUGUUGUCCAGCGAUCCUGGAGACAUUAAUGAGACGAUUGCUGCCCUCAUCACAGAUCGGAUACGAGUAUCUGUCGUUGGUCUGGCUGGCGAAGUCUUCAUCUGCUCCGAGCUAUGCAAGAGGACGAAUGCUGGUAAUGAUAGCAGUUACUCUGUUGCUCUCAAUGAACAGCAUUUCCGGGAAUUGGUAAUGGCACUAUGCACCCCUCCAGUCACUCGGACGAAAAAGCAAUCACAAUCCAGUCUCCUGAUGAUGGGCUUCCCUUCCAGAACAUCUGGUGCUGGUAAAGCUAUGAGCUUUUGUGCUUGUCACAGCAAGUUAACUCGAGGCGGUUAUCUCUGUUCUAGAUGUGAAAGCAAGGUUUGCAGUCUGCCUGCUGAAUGUCCGGCUUGUGGCCUGACACUUAUUCUUUCUACGCAUUUGGCGAGGUCAUAUCACCAUCUCUUUCCACUCAAUAACUGGGUCGAGGUACCUUGGUCAGAAGCUAAGAAGUCAAAAGCUUGCUUUGCCUGCCUCACUCCGUUCCCUGAAGUUCCUGUGAAGCUGAAUGGCUCGCAUACCGACGUGGAGAUCAAGGGCAACAGUGAGAGUGGCAGAUAUGCUUGUCAAUCCUGCAGCAAUCAUUUUUGCGUAGACUGUGAUGUGAUGGCCCACGAAACGGUUCACAAUUGUCCAGGUUGCCAAAGUGAUGUCCGUGGUUCAAUAUCUCAACAAGAUCAUGCUGCAAACAGCGAUGCAAUGGUCAUCGGUUGAAUCUCUGAAGUCGCAUUUUCAUUCUCGGUGGCGUUUGGGACAUGGAAAGGAGCAUAGCGUUGGGCGGCGAAUAUAAAAUGGCGUACUUUAGGCUCUCACAAAUCCGAGCGCUCUUUCCAAAAGACAUAGAGGAGUUUCAUGCUUUGUAGAAAGUGGGACAGGCGCGAAGCCGUGAAUACUUGCCUUUUUACCAAUCCAUUAUACCUCGGAUCGAGACUAUAUUUCUGCUUAGGUCCAAUGCAAAGACAUAGAUUGAGAAUUAUGUUUUGAAG
This is a messenger RNA of Mollisia scopiformis, 1723 nucleotides long. Its product is annotated as TFIIH basal transcription factor complex, subunit SSL1. Lineage: Eukaryota; Fungi; Ascomycota; Leotiomycetes; Helotiales; Mollisiaceae. Gene Ontology annotation, cellular component: transcription factor TFIIH holo complex; transcription factor TFIIH core complex. Bases 42 to 1451 code for a protein of 469 amino acids. The record is from RefSeq and is a predicted model, not a curated record. Gene Ontology annotation, biological process: DNA-templated transcription; nucleotide-excision repair; regulation of transcription by RNA polymerase II. The transcript has 4 exons. Gene Ontology annotation, molecular function: zinc ion binding.